GAGCAAUCUCGCUCCUGGUUUCUUGUUUCCCACUUGCUUCAUCUUGGUCCUCGUCUUUGUAUUCUCCUCUCAUCGCAAUGGCCGAAUCCGCAACCUCUCCCGCCCCUGCGGCGGACAAGGCGGACAAGCAAGCUAAUGUUCGACCUGCCAAGCCCGAUGAGAAUCUUUUUAAGCAGGAACUCGCGAAGGCUGAGAAGGAGCAUAAGGCUUCAAUGGACCGUCUGGCCGCUGUCAAGGCUAAGAUCGAGAUUGCUAUGCCCAACAAGAACAAGGACCAGCCCAACCCUACCCAAAAGCGACGACAAGAGCUCAUUGCUCAGGCCAACGAGAUUCGACAGAAGCAGGCUGGCGGAAAGAACGCCCGUUCUACUAAGCUCGACCAAAUCAAGCGCCUCGAUGAGCAAGUCCGAAGCCGAAUCAAUGAGCAAAAGGCUGCGAAGACUGGUUGACGAGAAGAAGGCCUUGUCAGACAUCUCCAGUCUCCGUAAGAUGCGCAAGAACUUCGGGCAGCUUGAGGAUUCCCAGAAGCAAAUUGAUGAUCUCCGCGCCAAGAUCAAGGAGAUCAAGGAUAGCAUGGACGACCCUGAGCAAAAGGCUCUUUCCGAGCAGUAUAACAAGAUCCAGGCCGAGAUCGAUGCUAUUAAGGCCGAGCAAGACGAGGCUUACAAGGGUAUCUCCAGCCUCCGUGAUGAGCGCUCCAAACUCCAGGCCGAACAGCAGGAAAAGUAUACCGCUAUCCGCAAGCUCAAGGAUGACUAUUACGGACAGAAGAAGGCUUAUCAGGCCUACGACCGUGAGGCUCGAGAGCGUUACCGCGAGAAGCAAAGGGCUGAGCAGGAGCGUUACCACCAAGAGCGUAAGAAGGCUGAGGCUGAGCGUCGUCUGGGUGAUGCCAGCGACCCUGCCUACCUCGACGAGAUCCGCCGCGCCAACAGCUUGCUCCAAUUCCUGGAUCCUAACCACAAGGUUGAGAAGGGUCCUCUGAUGGCCGACACUGGACUCGGUGCUCAGGCCCAGCGAAGCGUUGACGAGUCUGGUCUCAAGGGCACCAAACUCCUUCGCAAGGAGGACCGUGAUGAGGAGUACGCCCCUGCCGUGAAGAAGGGUAAGAAGGGCAAGAAGACUGCUCACGGCGGCUCAUCGAACAAGUUCAACGUUCCCCCAGCUGUUGUCGAAGACUGUGCUGCCAUGGGUAUCGACCCUCCUAUGAGUGCUGCCGAUAUCCCUGCUGUCGCUGAGAAGGUCCGUGCCAAGCUCGAUUUCUGGAAGAACGACCAGGAGGCCCAGACCCAGCGUAACAUUGAGAAGGCUAAGAAGGAGAUUGCUGAACUCGAGGCUGCUGAGGCUAACGGCGACAAGGUCGAGCAGACCACUGCUGACCUGAAGGAGACUUCUAUUGCUGACAAGCAGGAGUCGUAAAACUUCCUUCUCGUCGCAACAUUGAUUGCUCGUCGGUAAUCUCCCAUACCGUCGAUGCUCCCUGGGCUUACAAAUUCCUCCUGCGCUCUCUAUCUCGUCCCAGUUGAUCACUUAUUGUCCUCGUCCUUUCCGAAAUCUGUUGGAAUCCUCUGGCGCUCACUCGGCAUACUAAAUCAAGCGUUGAGCUUAUAUCAAACGUUAUUCAAAGUUGUCUCGCCCACCAACUUUAUUGUCUGAGUUACCUCCUGCUUCAUGCAUCCCUUCUCCC
This is a messenger RNA of Fusarium redolens, 1687 nucleotides long. RefSeq lists its product as uncharacterized. The record is from RefSeq and is a predicted model, not a curated record. NCBI's taxonomy places the organism in Eukaryota, Fungi, Ascomycota, Sordariomycetes, Hypocreales, Nectriaceae. Bases 136 to 1419 code for a protein of 427 amino acids. Gene Ontology annotation, molecular function: mRNA binding. The transcript is spliced from 4 exons. Gene Ontology annotation, cellular component: ribonucleoprotein complex; nuclear outer membrane-endoplasmic reticulum membrane network; endoplasmic reticulum. Gene Ontology annotation, biological process: intracellular mRNA localization.